Messenger RNA from Rattus norvegicus (Norway rat), 4357 nucleotides. The record is from RefSeq and is a predicted model, not a curated record. Lineage: Eukaryota; Metazoa; Chordata; Mammalia; Rodentia; Muridae.
AUGAUAUUUGCAUAUCAUCUAUGCACAUGUUCCUGUGUAUUGUUAUCUCUAAGUGUCUUAUAAGACCUCUGUAUAUAAUGUAUAUGUAUAACUGUACUGUUUGGCACUAAUGACAAGGGAAAAUGUCUGCAUAUUCAGCACUGAAUUCCCAUUCCCAUCCCCCACAUAUUUGGUACAGUUUGCUGAAUCCACUCGAGGCAAGGCAGACUGAUGUGCAGCAUCUGCCUGGCACUCUGUCUGCUUAUUCAGAAUACAAAGGAAAAUAUUUUCCUUGGAGUUGGUAAAGAGAGGAAAGCAUUGAAGGAAACUGGCCUCUCCAGCAAGGUGUUUAGUUAGCCAGAGGUGAAGGGGGUGCAGAGUGCUUUGUUCCUUAUUCAUCGCAGCAGGUGGUUCCUGGUGUGUUCACACCAUUUGACUUGGACAGGCUGCACAGGCUGGCUCUGACCUGGGUUCGGUCCCCAGCUCCGAAAGAAAGGAAAAAAAAAUCUGGGUUCUGAUGCCUUCCUCACUCUGCUUGAUCAGCCCCAUGAAGGGCUCUGCCCCCUGAUGUGAGAUACCCUGUGGUGGUGUGCCUCAGAGUUUAAGAGCACUCCCGUAGAGGAAGGGCACCUUUCUGAUCUGAGCAGAAUUUUACCUUCAUACCUAGAGGAUAGAGAGAGAGUCUCCUGAAAAACUAUGGAAUCCAGCUUAUGCUGCUCUCUGUUCUACUCCUGGGAAGAAAUAGCAAAGCUGAGGAACUCCCUUACUGUCCACCUGAUCGAGGCCACCUGCUCCUGCCUUCCUUUCAUUGGUCUCAGUCCAGUUCAGCUUCCCGUUUUCUCUGCAGCUCACAAUUUUUAAACUGUAGCCCUAACACAUCAAAACUAUAGUCCUUUGCUAUUUAACAGUCUACUAAGACAUGGCAGCCCAUUAGCUGCUGCAACAUUUUAGUCAACACAAGCUCCUGCCAAUCCAGGAUGCCUCUUACUGGGUUUCUGGCCUAUAAAAAACCUGCCUUAAAGAGACUGGCUUUUAUGAUGCAUUUAACUUUCAUGUGCUUUUCCAGAUCCAUCACCCUUCUUUCUUUCUGCCUGUAACCGAACCAAAGCUGAAGCUUCCUUCUGCCCUGGCUUUCACUUCCUAGGGGUCCUUCCUAGACAGUAAUGUCUCCCCAGUUUUUUGUUUGUUUGUUUGGUAGAUUUGUCUUGGGUUUUUAUUCAUUUCAAACUCUUCAUUGAAGCCCAAGCAGAUCCCAGAAUGUGCUUUCUAGCCAACAUACUCUUCAUUUCCUGUUUUUCCUGCCUCUAUUUCCUGUUUGCCACUUACUCUGUGCCCAGGGAUUGGUUGGACUUAAUGGGUCCUAGGCAGGCACCAACUGAACUACAUCCCAGCCCUCCUUUUUUCUUUGGGGGUUUUGGGUUUUGGUUUUGAGACAGGGCCACUCUGUAGUGAGGACUGGCUUCAGGUUUAUGACAAAUUAUGUAGUCCACUAUUUGAAGGCUGAGGUUUCAAGUCCUAGGAUUACAAGGAAAAGCCAUUAAUAUUCACUAAAUUCUGUCUCUUUAAUUUAUUGGUUUUUCUUUUAUGUGUAUGGAUGUUUUGACUUUAUAUAUACCAUGUCCUUGCCUAGUGCUCACAGAGGUCAUCAUCGAACUACAUAUAAUUGUAAACUGCCAUGCCAGUGCUUGAAACCAAACUCCAGUUCUUUGCAAGACCAACAAUAACAUUUACCUGCAGUUAUAAAGGGUAUGACGCUGGUGUGUAGCUCUACGGUGGAGAGCUUGCCCAGUGUAGCAUGCACGUACAGAAUGGGUUCCAUCCACACACCUGCAAAAGGAAUGCAUUAGCUGGGUUUGGUAGUGCACGCCAGGCUUCCCAGCAAUCUGGAGGCUGAAGCUAGGGAUUGUGAGUUUGAGACGAGCUUAGCCUACAUAGUGGGUUUCAAGGCCAGCCAGACUUCAAAGUGAGACCCUAUUUCAGAAAACAAAAGGUUGUAUGCAAACAAGAAGCAUAUGAGUGAUCACAGCAUGUGGGAAAUGGCACACACACCCUCCUUGUACAUAACCUCUCUUGCAGGUGCUGCUGCUGUAGUUGUCAACAGCCACAUUCAUCCGGCCAGAGCGCUGACUUAGAUCCCAUGCUAGCCCUCUCCUCACACUUGCCAUCUGCCCUAGUGUGUUCUGCUAGCUAACAAGGCUGUUGUACCUUCACAGAGAUGGCUGCUCAGGCCUUGCAGGAUACACACUAGUCUGACAUCUGAAUGAUAGGGAGUCCCCAGUUACCCUGCCCUAUGACUGUAUUAGUCCUAAUACUUCUCAGCUGUGUCUAAUACCCCAUUAGCAACCAGGUGAGGGGACGUCUGGUCCAGUGUACGACCUCUAAAGCCUGAUCCAAACUCAGACUGUAAAGUGCAGUGUGGCAAGGACUGAAGGAGGGCUUAACGCCUGCUGGCACCUCUGACCAUGUGAAAGAGCUGCAGCAGGGACAAGAAGGGAGGGACUGAACUCUGAUAAAACCCCAAGGACAGAGCAGCUCCUGCAGACGGCAUUGUAUGCCAACUCUGCCCACAAUUCACUGGAAACCCAGCCUCUGUCCUUUAUUCCAGAGAAGGCAGAAAGAAGGUCCUUCCUGAGAGCUGCAUCUGCCUGUGAAGGCCCCACAACCUGUGUCCUGGGAGCUGUCGUGGAUGAUCGCCUGCAGGAUGUCCAGCCAGGACCUGAGCAUCACUGCAAAACUCAUCAAUGGAGGUAUAGCAGGUCUCGUGGGGGUGACCUGCGUGUUCCCCAUUGACCUUGCCAAAACCCGACUGCAGAACCAGCAAGGGAAAGAUGUGUACAAAGGAAUGACAGAUUGCCUGGUGAAGACUGCACGUGCCGAGGGCUUCUUGGGCAUGUACCGAGGGGCUGCAGUGAACCUCACCCUGGUCACUCCAGAAAAAGCAAUCAAGUUGGCAGCCAAUGACUUCUUGAGGCAGCUGCUCAUGCAAGAUGGGACCCAGCGGAACCUGAAGAUGGAGAUGCUGGCCGGAUGUGGGGCUGGAAUAUGCCAGGUGGUGAUCACCUGUCCCAUGGAAAUGCUCAAGAUCCAGCUGCAGGAUGCCGGCCGCUUAGCUGUCUGUCAGCAGGCUUCUGCCUCAGCCACGCCCACCUCCCGGCCCUACAGCACUGGCUCGACUUCCACCCACAGGCGCCCAUCGGCCACCCUCAUUGCCUGGGAGCUGCUCCGCACUCAGGGCCUCUCUGGUCUCUACAGGGGACUGGGUGCUACUCUCCUCAGAGACAUUCCUUUCUCCAUCAUCUACUUCCCUUUGUUUGCAAACCUGAACCAACUUGGGGUCAGCGAGCUCACUGGCAAGGCCUCCUUCACACACUCCUUUGUGGCAGGCUGUGCAGCAGGCUCUGUCUCGGCCGUAGCUGUCACCCCUCUGGAUGUUCUGAAGACUCGAAUCCAGACCCUCAAGAAAGGCCUGGGUGAGGACACCUACAGGGGAGUCACUGACUGUGCCAGGAAACUCUGGACCCAGGAGGGAGCAGCAGCCUUCAUGAAGGGAGCAGGCUGCCGUGCCCUGGUCAUAGCCCCCCUCUUCGGGAUUGCCCAGGGUGUCUACUUCAUCGGCAUUGGAGAGCGCAUCUUAAAGUGCUUUGAAUAAUUGAUGUGUUACUUCUUGCUGUCACCUCUGGCCCUAGGGAACCAGGCGGCAGUGCUGAAGUUUAGGAUGCCCACCCUGAUGUAGUACAUGGUCUCUAACUUGUAGUGCUACCUCAGAAGAAAUGACCCAUUUUACUAAGUGAGUAGAGCCCUCAUCUCCCUUUAUAACUAAGCUUUGUGGUUCGGCCUACCAGGGAUGUUCAGAAGCCCCAACCACCUAUGUCCAGCAAUAGAAUUGGCCUUGUGUAUUAUGGCAGGACCGUGUACAGUAAGACAGAAGGGCUGUUCCACCCUAACAUUCCCACCGUAGGCGAGUGCAGCACAGACCCGUCCUGUGAGGGUUUACUGUUAAUGCUAGCCCUGAUGCUGUAACAGGUCAGAAGUGUCCCUGGGCUGACUGUGCACCCUCCCGAGCAUCACCCAUAGUGAGGCGAGCCUGAAUGAGCACUUGGCAGCUGUCCUGCCAGAUUCCCAUCCUGAAGUACGGGCCCAGAUCCCUCCGAAUGGAUGCUUGUGCAACAUGCUCUGAAAUAAAGCUGGUUAAAUCCUUGUCCUGUGAUCAGCACAGCAGUGAGCACAACACAGAGUGACAUUCUGCAGAACCAAGCUGUAGCUUCUAGGGCCCCGCAGUCCACACUAUCUUCCCACUGCUGCUCAAGAGUGAGAGUGGUUGGGGGCCAAUUUUACACUGGAGUUUGGCUUUUUUAAAAAAUAAUUAUGCACUAAUUUA